AGCAAAUAGUAUUUGAACUUAACCGUGGCAUGUCAGGUCUUGAUAUCCCAGCGGAUUUGUUUAAAAAGUUGGUUAGUAUUCUAACCACUUGGCUAAAAACAUUAGAUGAAUUUACUAAGAAAGAAGAAGAGUUCGUUAAUACUUCACGAAAUUUACGAAAUCCUAGUGUCGAUCCCAAAUACUGGGCUACAACAAGUGAAUUAGCGUACUCAGUGGGGAAUAUAUGCGAAUGUUAUGUAUAUAUUUCUAAUCUUAAUAUUUAUAUCUCAAACUUAGAAAAACACAAACCAACAAUCACUCCUGGAACCUUUGAAAAAGUAAGGGUAAUUUCCGAAUGUAUUUUCUAGAAUUUUUGGCAUACUACCCUCUAUAAACGACAUUUUUGUUGAGAGGGAAGAAAUUCUAAAAGAAAUCAACCGGAAAUGUCGAAAAAUUCGGAAACCAGAACUCCCAGAGAAUGGAAAUGAAAUUUCAGGAAGGAAUAAAAAGAUUUCACAAUCAGUUGAUUCGUUAACAAGUCGUUUACACGCUAUUGAAUACAUAAUAAACGUCAAUUUGGUAGAUCUCACUUCAACGUUAGAAGUGUUUUUAUCGUCAUCCUUCCAUCACUGAUAAUUUAUUUCAAAGAAAGAAUAUUGUUAGAACGUUAUGUUUAGUGACUAAAUGCAUUUUUAUGUACCGGCCACGUAUUUUAUCUGAAGCCAAACAAAUAGUACACAGUUAUUUAGACCAAAUGAAGCUCAUCUCGAUUGCACUUACGAAUUUUUCCAAAAAGCAUCGAUAGUCAAUCAACAAAUGUCAGAUUUAUUGAAUACUGGUGAAAGUGAACUCAGUCUGUUAGAUAAAAAAAUGGACGAGGAUAUGAACUCCAUAUACAAGCUUUUACAUCUUAAAUCUGAAAAAUAAUUAAUUCUUGAUUUGUUGACAUUUUGUUGAUUCAUCUUCAUCUUGUUCAGUUCUAUUUUCCUCAGAAUUUUAUUGGUAUGGUGCAAUCUAAUUUGUUUUUUUUUUAUUAAAUACAAUUAUUUUAAAAG
Molecule: messenger RNA, 1034 nt
Organism: Schistosoma haematobium
Lineage: Eukaryota; Metazoa; Platyhelminthes; Trematoda; Strigeidida; Schistosomatidae
Exons: 6
Coding region: 30-347 (105 amino acids)
Source: RefSeq, a predicted model, not a curated record